This is a messenger RNA of Sciurus carolinensis (gray squirrel), 576 nucleotides long. Its product is annotated as olfactory receptor 7G1-like. The transcript has a single exon. Gene Ontology annotation, biological process: G protein-coupled receptor signaling pathway. Gene Ontology annotation, molecular function: olfactory receptor activity. The record is from RefSeq and is a predicted model, not a curated record. Gene Ontology annotation, cellular component: membrane. NCBI's taxonomy places the organism in Eukaryota, Metazoa, Chordata, Mammalia, Rodentia, Sciuridae. The annotation marks the transcript as partial.
UGCUACGUGGCCAUUUGUCACCCCCUAAGGUACGUAGUCAUCAUGAAGUCCUGCCUCUGUUUUCUGCUGGUUCUGGUCUCUUUGUUCGUUAGCCUUUGGGAAGCCCUCCUCCACACUCUGCUGUUGCUGAGUUUGUCCUUCUGCUCAGCCCUGGAGAUCCCCCACUUCUUCUGUGAACUUGCUCAGGUCCUCAGGCUGGCCUGUUCUGAUACCUUCAUCAAUAACAUCCUGAUAUAUUUUGCAGCUUUAAUGUUUGGUGGUCUUCCUCUCUCUGGGAUCAUUUUUUCUUAUAUUCACAUUGUGUCCUCUGUCUUGAGAAUGCCCUCAUCAGAAGGGAAGCAUAAAGUCUUUUCCACCUGUGGGUCUUGCCUUUCUGUUUUCUCCUUGUUCUAUGGGACAUCUUUUGGGGUGUACAUUAGCUCUGCAGUGACAGACUCCUCCAGGAAGGCUGCAGUGGCUUCAGUGAUGUACACUGUGGUCCCUCAGAUGGUGAACCCCUUUAUCUACAGCCUGAGGAACAGGGACAUGAAGGAGUCCUUCAGGAUGCUCACAGGCCAGACGACUUCUCUACUAUAA